Eleginops maclovinus (Patagonian blennie) is the source of this 5962-nucleotide messenger RNA. RefSeq names its product family with sequence similarity 168 member A (gene fam168a). The transcript is spliced from 9 exons. Lineage: Eukaryota; Metazoa; Chordata; Actinopteri; Perciformes; Eleginopidae. Gene Ontology annotation, biological process: positive regulation of base-excision repair. The record is from RefSeq and is a predicted model, not a curated record. The coding region runs from base 305 to 1054 and encodes 249 amino acids.
ACACGGUGGCCGUCUCUUCGGGUGAAAGCUGUCUUCUCUGCGCCACUGGUCCGACAAAACGCUGCUGUAGCACAGCCAGUCCGCACCGACCCAGAGAAGAGCAGACACAGGCGAAAGCACGUACGCACACGGGAAUCUUUUUAUUGUUCGACCGAGUGGUUUAGUAUUCUUUCAAUUGUCCUCCGUGGUGGAACUAGCGUGCUAAGCUAAAGGGGCUAGUUUAAAUAACGGAAACAAACCGACAUCAACUGCCGUAUCAUUUGCAUAUCCACUUCCACUCCUUCCUCAUUUGCAUACAGCAAGAAUGGCGAGCGGGCAUCCCACAGACAAAUUCAGUUUCAUGUAUCAACCAGACACGCACAAGAGCUUACAUCUCUCUCCCUUCCAUAUUCCCCCUGCCCCCUCUACUGCACUGUCUUUUUCUCCCUUUCUCAGUAAGAACAGGUUAGCUUCAGCUAUGAAUCCCGUCUACAGCCCCGUUCAGCCUGGCACCCCGUACGGAAACCCUAAGAACAUGGCCUUUGCAGGCUAUCCAGGAGGGUAUCCCGCAGCGGCUCCCACCUAUACACCCAACCUCUAUCAAACAGGGAGUCCUGGGUAUCCACCAGGAUAUACUUCAGCAGGCACCCAAUACAAAGUGCCCCCCACUCAGUCAAACGGAGCACCCCCUCCUUACACCCCGUCCCCCACCCCGUACCCAACAGCCAUGUACCCCAUCCGCAGUGCCUACCCUCAGCAGAACCUAUACGCACAGGGAGCGUACUAUACCCAGCCGGUGUAUGCGGCUCAGCCACAUGUGAUCCAUCACACCACUGUGGUGCAGCCAAACAGCAUCCCCUCCACAGCCCUCUACCCCGCCCCCGUCCCUGUUCAGGCUCCUCGCAACAACGGCAUGGCUGCCAUGGGGAUGGUAGCUGGGACAACCAUGGCCAUGAGUGCAGGGACCCUGCUGACAACGCCCCAGCACGCCCAGAUUGGAGGACACCCGGUAACUGUGCCAACCUACAGGCCCCAAGGGACACCUGGGUACAGCUACGUACCGCCUCACUGGUAGAGCCCGCCCAUCAUAUCUGGAGUCCACCAUCGUAUGCAACUGCUCAAAUCUUACCCGGGCUCCCACUGGUAACCAUGGGAACUCGGCACCUGUCUGCAAGAACAAAACUAAAGUGCAACAGCCACUUUACUAUUAUUGUUAUUGUUAGUACGCGACAUUCUCUAACGUUUUUACAAAAGCUGCUUUUAUUUUUUUUUUCUCUGAUCAUUUGCCAACCAGUCAUUACCUUAUUUUGUAUGGCUUUUUUAUUCUUUGUUUUAUGUCCUCAAUUUCUUUUUUGAUGUGUUUGUCAUUGGAACUCCAGAAGGACUCUUGACCAAUCACGGGUGUCAGUUGCUCCUGUUUUGUGUUGUGCUGGUGUGUGUGGUCCUUCCUGCUGCUCAGUUGGCUGGAAAAUAUCAGGCACUUAUUCCUCAUUAUCUUCUCCUUCAGUCACUACAAACACUUAUUGACUUAUGCUGCCAAAUUUCUAACAACUAGAUAUCAGCACAGGGUUUUAACAAACUAAGCAUUUGAGUUUUCCGGUUUCUUGAUAUUCUUUCUUGCCUUUUUGUUACUUUCUUCCUCUUUCUUCUUUUAAAAAAAUGUUCUUUGUUCUUCCAGCGCAUAGCUGUCUGUCCGGCAGUAGUCAGUCCAUCACUCCCAUCAUUUAUCUCCGUACGAGUGCUACUAGCAGAGCUCUUACUGACCCAUGCUGCUGUGUGUCCCACUUUGACAACUUUAGCAUGAUACACACAAAGAAAACUUCACCCACUUCAUGCUUCAUACUAUGCAGGCUAGUAUGAUGGGACACUUUCGAAAUUGUAACCUUAGCUGUAGGUCAAUGCAUUUACAAAAUGUAAGAAUAUUUAUAAUGAACCACGUCAGCAGCGUUGGCGGUCGUGCACAGUUACACACACACACACACACACACACACACACACACACACAGGGGCUCCUGUGAUGUGUUGGACACCAUAUGAUCAUUAAGUUGCACUUGCUGUACAAUGUGUUCAGUUCUGUUGUUAAUGAUCAACACACAAAAACAGACACACAUGUCAUGGAUUUCUGAGUGUGCAUGGCUGACAGCAGAGAAGGAGCUUAAAGGGAUUGUAUUGGCGCAAAGAGAGGAGACAAGAUGUGGAGCGUAGACAAAAGGAAGGAGGAGGAGAUCACAUAUUCACAGUCAGCUGUGUUUAUUUCAAGGUACAAGACAUUUGAGUUUGUGUUUCUUACCUGCAAGAGACCACACGACACUGCUAUUUUUGCACUACAUGUUUUGUACAUUGACUCCCCACUGUGACUACUUUGUCUCCUCCUCCCUUUUUUCUUCAAGGUGACAAUUUUAUAACCAAACACUCAAAUAAGUAGACUCUUAAAUAUACAUGAAUUAAAGGACCAGUCAAAUAAAUAUGUGCUGAUAAAUGGAUAUGAUGAAAUUCAUAGUCCAGUGCUGAAAAGACCAAACUAAUGACAUGGGUUGCUGUGCAUGGCUUUUAGGAUGAACUGUCCAAUCCGAAGGCUGUAAUGUGUAAACACCGGGUCCGUGCCAUAGGGACAAUUUGUUAUUGAACUUUGAGGCUGGUGCCAUGUGAUUGGGGAGCGCUGUAGUCAUAAUAUUUCUGGUUUCAUUGUUUGUGGUUACAACAGUUUGAGGACAAAAGGUGCAGAGCCUGGAUGAUGAAGUGUCUCUGCCUCUUAGUUUUAAACCGGUUCAUUCCAGUUGGAUUUCAGACUUUUUAGGAGUCUAUACGAUCUUUGCCGCAAACUUUUUGAAAUAAACACGUAUCUGCUUUUACUGGCAUUUAAACAUAAUCCACCAUUUUUAAUCCAGCGUAAUCUGAGGAUAAUAUUUGAGCCAAUGUGAAAAGGACCAUAUACAGCCUUUUUCUGUUGCCUUUUUUUAAUGCUUAUUCAUGUAAAGGCGUUUAUGUGCAAAAGCAGUAUGGUGACCCAUCUUAACACUACAGUAGUGACCGGUAGGGUUAAAUAUUUAGGCGAGGCGUGUGGCAUUUUUCUGGAUUUACACACAAAAAAGGACUGAAAUCACAACUUCAUAAUCUGUAACGUACAGAUUUUGUUUUGACAAAAGCAUUUACUGCGCAGGUAUGUAGAUGAUGUGGUUUGAUAUUGCAAUAAAAUAAGAGGGAAUGCCUCCAACUGUUCACAUACAGUAAAUAUUUUAUCAGCGUUUGGAAUUGAUUAUUUUUUAAAUGCUUGUUGUAAUCUCUAAUGUGGAUAACAGGCUCUGUAUGCAGUCUCUAUUCAAUAAUAAGAACAGUUAAUGCUAAGAAGAGGUAGAACAUAUCAAACAUUUGGGUAUUGAAUAACUUUGUGAAGAAAUAUUGCACAACUUGAGAAAAAAACAAACUUGAUGACUAUAAUUUAAUGCUAAGUAACAGGUACCUAGGCUUUGUAGUGAAGGAGGGAGGAGCAAUUUAUAUUGUAAUUAAAAUUAAAACAAUAAGAUUGAGUGUUUGAGCUAUUCUUAGUCCAGAUAUUUGUACACUUGUAGGUUAAUUCUCGAGAAAAUAUUGCAUUAUGCCGCUGUCGGAUGAAAAAACGCUUGUAUUUCUGAAGACAUAAAGUGGAUGUUACCAGAUCACAAACAUCUGUGUUUGUAUUCAAACUGAAAAGAAUACGGAAAGUAGGUUUUCUUGCGACGGCAUUAAUGUUACUCGUCAUUAGGAUUUAUUUAACCAACCACUACUAUCAGUAUUUCUAAAUUAAAUUGUUUUUUCUUUCCCUCUGGUAAAUUGAGCAUAAUGGGUAUGCAUAAUAUUCAGGUGUAUUUCACUAUAGCAUUGGAUCUCUUAAGUAAAAAAAAAAAAUGCAGUAUAUUUAUACAGCAAGUGGUACAGUAAUGUAUUUCUAGCUAAGCAUGGUUGCAUCAGUGUGGCAGCUACUGUUUGUGCUUUGAAUAUUUUCCUUUUUUUUUUUUUUACCUGUUCUGCAUCUCUGUCCUCUACAUAUCUAUCACUGAGGAGGGGGAGACGUUUAGAUAAUGUCGGUCAACAAAUUGGAGAGAUUCUUGUCAUCAAAUCCUACAUUUGUUCGACGGUGAAAAGGCUACCACGACGCUUUUGGAGGCCAUCUUUGCUGUCCAUCUCAGUUUUGUGGCUGCAAAGACGUUUUUACUGAUGAAUGGAGACCCUCAACGCCCUUUUUGUUCUGUGCCAUAUCUCAACCAGUAAAUAUUACUUUCAUCUCUCUGCUGAACUUCUUGUUAUGUCUAGCUUCUUGUGAAUCUGUGUUUCCCUAUUACUGUCCUGUUCUUCACCUUGUUGUUGAUGCAUAUUGGCUGUCUCAACUUUCUUACAGUAUCCUUAUGUUUAUCCUACUUUCACUCCCGAGGCCAUUUUGCAUCCCAACCAUUCAAACACUCAGUAUAUCACACUUCAGGGAUGCACAAUGAUGUCCGAUCAUUCGUUCUGCUCCCUUUCAUCUCCACUUUUCCCUUUCUUCUUCAAACCCUCUGCUGUGUCAUGUUUUUCUUCCUUCUGUCCAAACUUUGCAUUCUCCACCACCCCGUCUCUUUAGCAGUCAUAUUGAACUAUAUGAUAGUCUUUAAAUUGGUGAUACUAAUGGCGAUAAUCCAUUGUAAUUUCUGGUAUUUAUUACACCUCCUCUGAGCCUUUUUAUAACACUAGAUGUCGCCAGUGACGAAGACUGGAAGUGGCAUCACCAUGGGUCAAGGCUUUGAGCCAAGAUAUUGAAAUAAUGAUUUAUUGGUGUCCUUUACAUUUAACAAUCACAAUUGGAUGUCAUAAUUUAAGCACUGACAUUUGUUUAGGGGGGCAAUCCUUUCCAAACUUAAUGUUCUUUUCUUCCCCAUAGAUUUUUCUGGAAUGCCAUUUUAGACUUGAUUUCAUAGGAGGGGUUGAUCCUUUUGAGUUGAGCGUUAUUAAGGGAGAGUGCUUCUUUUUUUUUAGGCUGUGGACCAAUCCUCUUAAAAACUGUAACUCUUGUUUUAAUGUGGAGUCCCGUAGAGAGGCAGACACCCAAAGAGCAGGUUCGGUUUUCAGGAUGGUGAAACUGCUUCCUCAUUAACUCCGUUCCUUGCCUCUUCAUUUAUUUCAAUUUGCACUUAAGUAAAAAAGGACAUUUAAACACUUUGAUGUGUUUAGUGGGAGAAAUGCAAAGUUGUCUUAAUAAUGGGUCUUUCAUCAUCUUUUUCUCUGUAUCAUUCUAUCCUCUGUGACAUUUCCAAAUGUUGAAAGACUUUUUUUUGUGUCCUGAACAUUAAAUAACGCUUCUUCACUUUGAUAGUGAAAAUGCGACCAGAACCAUUCAUACCACUUCUCGUCUCCUUCCCUCCCGCCCUCUCUCUUUCUUUGUUUGCCUUGCCGUUGCUAAGUCUUAGUUUUUAAAUUAAAACACUACUAUCAAAGUAAGUAGUAGGCUCUUAAAUGUCUUCGAUGUUCUGCUGCAGCUUUUUUAAUUUCAAUUUGUCUGAGAUAUCUAAGUUUAAUUUCACACUAAAUGUGAUGCAAAAAGUGGAAAUUCCUUGUCUUCCAAAAAAAAAGCAUACUUGUAUCCCCCUCCCCCUGGAUCGAGUAUUAGGAACAAUCCCAUCUUUGGAAGUUUUAGUUUGGUAACCAGUUUGCACAUGCUAUGGUAUAUCUGUUACCGUAAGGUUGUGUUUGAAACUGAAGCCCAACGUCUGUUCAGCGUUGAGAGAAGUGAACUGUAUGUUAGCUAUAUGGUCCAGAGUGAAGGACCAGCGUCAGGCUUGUGAUAUGAAGUGUAAAUCUGUUUUUAUUUUUUGUUUUUUUAUGUUCAUUUUUAUUUUUUAUUUUUUGUUGAGGGUUUUUUUUUUUUUAAGAUCAGUUAGUGAUCUAGUACUAUAACUAAGCCAAGUUUGUAAUUGUAUAUUUACUGUAAAAUGUAGAACAUUGAAUAACUAUUAAAAUUUUCCUAUAAAAGGAA